UUUUCUCCUCUCCUUCCCUUUGGCCGCGGCACGUCUCCCGCUUUUGUCGUCCCCUCCCUCCCAGCCCUUGGCGGGGCCGUUGACAGUAAAUUCGCGAUGGCCUCCGCCGGUAUAAACGCAGCCCAGCCUAGUUCCCAGAUGGCCAACUCCCAGAACGGCCGGAACCCACGCAAAGGACGGAUCCUGGGCUUCAUCGACGCCAUUCAGGAUGCUGUGGGCCCCCCCAAGCAGGCAGCUGCCGACCGAAGGACUGUGGAGAAGACCUGGAAGCUCAUGGACAAAGUGGUAAGACUGUGCCAAAACCCGAAACUUCAACUCAAAAAGCCCCCCUACAUUCUUGACAUUUUACCAGACACCUAUCAGCAUUUGCGACUUAUACUGAGCAAAUACGAUGACAACCAAAAACUUGCACAACUCAGUGAGAAUGAGUAUUUUAAAAUCUACAUUGAUAGUCUCAUGAAAAAGUCGAAACGGGCUAUCAGACUCUUCAAAGAAGGAAAGGAAAGAAUGUAUGAGGAGCAGUCGCAGGACAGGAGAAACUUAACUAAGCUGUCCCUCAUCUUCAGCCACAUGCUAGCAGAAAUCAAGGCUAUUUUUCCAAAUGGCCAAUUCCAGGGUGAUAACUUUCGUAUCACCAAAGCUGAUGCUGCAGAUUUCUGGAGAAAGUUCUUUGGAGACAAAACUAUAGUGCCAUGGAAAGUGUUCAGGCAGUGCCUUCAUGAAGUUCAUCAGAUAAGCUCUGGUUUGGAAGCAAUGGCUCUUAAAUCUACUAUUGACUUGACCUGCAAUGACUACAUUUCAAUUUUUGAGUUUGAUAUCUUCACUAGAUUAUUUCAGCCAUGGGGUUCAAUCUUAAGGAAUUGGAACUUCUUAGCUGUGACACAUCCUGGAUAUAUGGCGUUCCUGACAUAUGAUGAAGUGAAAGCAAGAUUGCAGAAGUACAGCACAAAGCCUGGGAGCUACAUUUUCAGACUGAGUUGCACUCGCUUGGGGCAGUGGGCCAUUGGGUAUGUGACUGGUGAUGGGAACAUACUGCAGACCAUACCUCACAAUAAGCCUCUGUUUCAAGCUUUGAUUGAUGGCAGUCGGGAAGGAUUCUAUCUCUUCCCAGAUGGACGAAGUUACAAUCCUGAUCUGACAGGAUUAUGUGAACCUACACCACAUGAUCACAUAAAGGUCACACAAGAACAGUAUGAAUUGUACUGUGAAAUGGGUUCCACUUUUCAGCUAUGUAAAAUCUGUGCAGAGAAUGACAAGGAUGUGAAGAUUGAGCCUUGUGGACACCUCAUGUGCACCUCUUGUCUUACGGCAUGGCAGGAAUCUGAUGGCCAAGGCUGUCCUUUCUGUCGCUGUGAAAUCAAAGGAACUGAACCAAUUAUUGUGGAUCCGUUUGAUCCAAGAGAUGAAAACUCCAGAUGUUGCAGUAUUAUCGAUAGCUUUAGUAUGCCCAUGUUGGACUUGGAUGAUGAUGAUGACAGGGAGGAGUCUUUGAUGAUGAACCGACUGGCUUCAGUCCGAAAGUGCAAUGAAAGGCAGAAUUCACCAGUGACUUCUCCAGGAUCUUCCCCUCUUGCACAAAGAAGAAAACCACUUCCAGACCCCCUGCAAAUCCCACAUCUUAGUCUUCCACCUGUACCACCUCGUCUGGAUCUUAUUCAGAAGGGAGUAGCACGGUCUCCAUGUGCCAGCCCAACUGGAUCACCAAAGUCUUCUCCUUGUAUGAUGAGGAAACAAGACAAACCUUUGCCAGCACCACCACCACCCUUGCGUGAUCCUCCGCCACCGCCACCAGAACGACCUCCUCCAAUUCCACCAGACAACAGGAUAAGCAGACACUUGCAUCAUCCAGAAAGCGUGCCUUCCAGAGACCAGCCGAUGCCCCUUGAAGGCUGGUGUCCCAGAGAUGUGUUUGGGACAAGUCAGUUAGUAGGAUCUCGAACGGGGAGUGACACUUCUCCCAAACCAGGACUGACUGCAGUUUCAAACAUGAAUGGAAGGCACAACCGCAUAAGUUCUGAGCAAGGAUUUAUGAGAAAACACAGACGUCACGAAUUGCCUGUGGAAGGUGCCAAGGUAUUUUCAAAUGGUCAUUUGAUAAAUGAAGAAUACGAUGUCCCACCACGGCUUUCACCUCCUCUUCCAGCUGCUUCCACCAUCCCUAGUAUAAAGUGCCCUGUUUCCUCAGCAAAUUCUCUAUCUGAUAAAUCAAGGGAUCAUACCGAUGAUGAUGAUGAAUACAAAGUUCCUUCUUCACAUUCUAUAAUACUGAGCUCUCAACCACCUCAUUGUCAUAAUAUAAAACCUGUUGCUCGGGUUUGUGAGAAUGGUCAAUGUGCUGGAGUAACAAAUGGAACACACAGUGCUACUUCUGAUGUGAAGAAAUCAAAACAUCCAGAGUUAGGAGAUGUCUAUGAUGCACCUACUGUUCCGGUACCUUUGCCACCUGCACGGCCUCCUACCAGAGACAACCCAAAACACAGCUCUUUGCUCAACAGGACUCCCUCCGAUUAUGAUCUUCUGGUGCCCCCUUUAGGUGAGGAUGCGUUUGAUAGCUCACCUCCUUCACUACCACCACCACCACCACCUGCUAGGCACAGCAUCACUGAGCACACAAAACCGUCUGGCUCAGGAAGUCGACCUCCCUCAGGGCAUGAACUGUUCCCUCAUCCUGAUCCUCAUUUUGAUCCAAUAGCUGGUCAUGUUCCCUUGCCGCCUGUUCGUAGAGUAACUGGAGAGAAUAUCAAAACAAAUAGGAAUUCUCAAGACUAUGAUCAGCUUCCUCCCUCUUCAGAUGGUUCACAAGCACCAGCCAGGCCCCCUAAACCACUUCCUCGGAGAACUGCACCAGAAAUACACCACAGGAAAGCAUUCAAUUCUGACAGUUCCACGGAAAAUGUGGAUGCAAAAAUUGCAAAACUAAUGGGAGAAGGCUAUUCCUUUGAAGAAGUCAAGAGGGCACUUGAAAUUGCCCAGAAUAAUGUUGACGUGGCUCGUAGCAUUUUAAGAGAAUUUGUCUGUUUUCCUCCACCAGUCUCCCCACGUCUCAAUCUAUAGCAGUGUGAAGAUUUUCUUGGAGCACGUGAAUUCUGCAUGUACAUGUGUGGACUGGGGAAUGAGAGGAAGAAGAGAAGAGAGUAUUUUUUCUUUCAUCUUUAGCAGGAGGCUGACUGUUUCCAGCCGUGCUCAUGGCUGCUCUGAUCAAGACUUAAAAUAUGCUGAGGCUUAUGUAUUUUUGCUAGCCAUACUUUUUUAAAUCAGGGUUGAACUGACAAAAUAAUUUAAAGAAGUUUACUUCCCUAGAACUUUUAAUCUGUGAAAUGCUUUUUCUUGUUUACAAGUUGAUAAGUUACAGUUUUCUAGUUGAUGUCUGUAAUAUGUUCCCGUUCAUGUCCCCUUGUACUUUUGGUCAGUUCUGCUGUAGCAUUCCCAACAGUUUCCAUGCUGACCACCCCAACAACUAAAUCAUCACUUUCUGGAAAUUCCGUGUUUGCUUUUUUUUUUUUCUCUUACAAGAUGCUUUAAUUGUUUUUGCAUUUCAGCUCAGCAAAUGCAAAAGUACGUGGCCUUCACUACUGAUUAUUUUUUCAUAUGAGAUUCCUUUGCUUUUGAGAGAGGAAAUGUCUGAAUGUAAAAUAUGUUAUGUCUAUGAACUGCCUUUUUAAAGGUAUUUUUGACAACAAUGUUGGACAGCUUCCUGUUUAACAUUAAUUCCAUGACCUAUAAUCCUCAAGGUCUUUUAUCCGCUGCUUCUACAGUUAACAAAAAAUCCCAACCAACAGGAAAAAAAAAUAAACACUUCUUGCAGUGAUACUGAGUUUUGACAUGUAAAAGCUCUUUAAAAAAUUAUUUGAUUACAAACAUUCAAAAAAGCCCAAACACACAUGACAGUACUGCAUUUUGAUUACACACUAAUUACACCUGUUGUCUGUGACCUAUGUAUUCUGAGGCAUGCCAGACUAGAAGGAAUCAUUAUUUUGAAUCACUUUAAUGGCAUUCAGGUAAAUUUCAGUACGGGCUUCUGCAAAAUUAAUUUUGGAGUGAUUAUCCUGUGGCUCAUUGUGGCUUGGAAUUAGUUUGUCUUAACUUGGAAACUUUAAAUUCUUGGUGCACUGUUGAUUCCUACUGUAGCAAUAUGUUUUGGAAAGUUCUUUAACAAUCUCCUCCAUACACUUUAUUACUCUAAAGAGUGUUUCUAAUGCCCAAAUUCAUUCAUUCACUUUCCAGCUACUUAGCUAGAAUUGUUUCUUUGCUUUCGAUGGCUAGUGAUACUACAGGCUUUGUGUUAUUUUUAAGCCCCGGUUGAUGCAAGCUAAAUUAAAUAUCUUUCUAACAUUAGAAAAGAGAGAGAAAGUGACAACUAUGUGUUCCUAGUGCUCUCAAAGUUUAGGGUCUACAUAUUUCCAGUGGAAAAUUGCUGCUUUCCUGUUUUUGUAGGAGAAUUGGUAUCCUGCUCUUCCUCUAUUACUGUUGAAAAGAUAAAACCGUAUGGUAGCUAGAGUAUUUUCCACGUUUUGGGAUGUGACCAGUAUAUGACAAUUUUCACUUUGUGCUAAGCUGCGUUUGAGUCGUAUGUUUAUUGUUUCCUUUCACCUGUCAUUUUUUUCCUUCACUCAUAGCAAGUGAUAGAAGUUGUACCACUUAUGGAAUCAGAUCUCAGUGGCCAAUACAUUGGUUUUAAAAAAUUUCAAAUGCAGAAAAUGUCUGUAUUGCAGGAUCCAAAAUAACUGGGAACAGCCAGAGGAAAUUGCUGUGAUACCUCAAAGUCCAUUGUUUCAUCAAAGAUCUUAUUCUUAAAACUUGCUAAAUAAAUUAUUUUGCAGCGUCACAAAGCAUACUAUAUAUCUGUUGUUAAUCUGCUUUGUUUCUGUGAUAAAAGAUGAUUAGGGGAAUUAGAUUGCAGGAACGAGUUAAAGAGUCUUUUCUGCGUUAAGUAAAUAAUGUUUAAAUUUAUGUUACAGGAAAGGUGCAUUUACAACUUCAUUUAAAUGUUCAUUGAUUGCCUGCAGCUUAUGGAAAGUUUUGGUUGAUGUUAUCUUCUGUGCUUUUCAUUCAAGUAAUUCUCUCUCCUCUGUUUUGGAGGAAUGUUUUAUGCUGUCUUGAGCUCUGUUGUUCAUUUGUUUACAGCAUCACUUUAGCAUUUUUGAUAACUAUAAAUUCAAAAUGAUUCAUGUCAUUAAAAAAACAAAACAAAGCAGUACUUUUUUUAACUGAAAUUACUUGUGUGGUUCCAGCAUAACUGCCAGUUUGGCAGUGAUGGCAAUGAACAGAAGAAAGUUUUAAAAGGAUGAGAGAAGAGUCUAUACAUUGUAAAGCAGAGAUCUCUAUUCUUCUCAUUUUUGUGCAGCAUCUUAGCACAAAUGACACCUUUUUGUUUAGACUAGAGGCUGGAAUUGCUUCCUGAUAAAUUAAGGUUUUAAAUUUUUUCAUUCUGGUUGUGACCAACAGUGACUUUUUUCUUUUUUUUUUUUGUACAUGUUAAAAACGCUUGAUGAGCAGUAUUCUUAAUGAUUACUUAAAAAGAGUUCCUUUAAUCCUUGAACAAGCAUGCCAUUAAUGCUUCUAAGUUGUUGAAUGUGAAGACUGUUUCAAACCUGUUUUGGUUGGCAAUCAAGUCAAACAGUGAAAUUGUUUUGCUAGAGUGUUGAUGUUUACUCUGCAGAAAUUAAUAGGCUUAAUUAAUCUGACUACAGUGUAAUUAUGUAAACAUUUUUACCUUUUUAAAGACGUAAGGGUUCGAGUCUGGCAGUGUUAUGCUUUAUAGCUUUAAGCAAACCUGGCUAGUGAGACUGCUUGAAUGAACAAAGUUGGUUAAAUUUAGAAAUGUGUGCUAUAAUGGUUAAGGCUGCAGGAAUAUCUCUUCCAAAUAAAUGUCAUUGAAGGCUUUAGACCACCAUUCUAAUGCCUGUAAGGCCUCACCUUUUAUCUCCUCCUUGUGAAAUUACUGCAUUUCAAGAAAAUUAGCUGAAUUAAUGCUCAGUAUCUGAAGAGUACAUCUGGCACGGAUUUUUUUUU
Molecule: messenger RNA, 6012 nt
Organism: Meleagris gallopavo (turkey)
Lineage: Eukaryota; Metazoa; Chordata; Aves; Galliformes; Phasianidae
Source: RefSeq, a predicted model, not a curated record